Molecule: messenger RNA, 921 nt
Organism: Spinacia oleracea (spinach)
Lineage: Eukaryota; Viridiplantae; Streptophyta; Magnoliopsida; Caryophyllales; Amaranthaceae
Exons: 2
Coding region: 1-921 (306 amino acids)
Source: RefSeq, a predicted model, not a curated record
AUGCUUUCUUAUGCUGGUAGGCUUCAGCUUAUCAAAUCAGUGUUGUUUGGUGUUCAGCUGUACUGGUGUCAAAUUUUUAUGAUGCCUAAAAAGGUUAUGAAGGAGAUUAAGAGGCUCUGUAGGAGUUUCUUGUGGAUUGGUACUGAUGUAGGGUCCAGAAAAGCUCGUGUAGCUUGGGAGAAUCUUUGCUUACCCAAGACCUGUGGUGGUUGGAAUUUGAAAGAUGUCACCACUUGGAACAAAGUUGCUGUGCUUAAACACUGCUGGGCACUUUCCAUGAAGCAAGACGGACUCUGGGUUAAGUGGAUGCACACUUAUUACAUACAACAGAGGGACUUUUGGUCAAUGCCAAUUCCUAAUGGCCUUACCUGGUCAAUGAGGAAGAUUUGGCAUCAAAGAAACAUUUUGUUGCAGGCAGGGGGUGGAAGUCAGUUUGUAGUGGCAGGAAAGUUCAGAAUCCAUAAAGCUUACAAACAUUUGCAUCACAAUGGUGUGCAGUUGACUGUCCAGAAUAGACUUGCUACCAAAGACAGACUCAUAAAGUGGAAUGUUCAUGUUGUGAGUACUUGUGGCCUGUGUAACCAGCAAGAUGAGGAUCUUUCUCGCCUUUUCUUCUCCUGCAAGUACUCUACUGAAGUUUGGGAGAUUGUGUUGCAAAAUCUGGGGAUUCAGAGGUGUAUCUUACAGUGGCAAAAGGAGGUUAGUUGGGAAGUGAAGAAGAGUAGGAGCUCAAGGAAAUCUGAUGUCAGUUGUGCAAUGGAAUUCAUUGAGACUGUAUAUGGGAUAUGGCUGCAAAGAAAUUCUCAAAUUUUUUCUAGCAAAGUAGAGUCUCCUCUGGUUGUUGCUAACAAAAUCCUCUUCUGUGUAGGCUGUAGAAAUUACUUGUUGUUUGUGUUGUUUCUUUCUUUGGCUAAUGCCUAG